Messenger RNA from Anopheles coustani, 1983 nucleotides. RefSeq names its product 8-oxo-dGDP phosphatase NUDT18. The transcript has a single exon. Gene Ontology annotation, molecular function: magnesium ion binding; 8-oxo-dGDP phosphatase activity; 8-oxo-GDP phosphatase activity. Bases 634 to 1644 code for a protein of 336 amino acids. The record is from RefSeq and is a predicted model, not a curated record. Lineage: Eukaryota; Metazoa; Arthropoda; Insecta; Diptera; Culicidae.
GGCCGGCGAAAGGUGAAUGAAUCGCUAGGCGCAAGACCUGACACCCCGAGGAGAGGGUGGUAGAUUGGAGCUGGUUCGGCGUGGUGUGUGUCGUGGGACGUCACUUUCGUCGAGAGUGUGCUAAAAGAGUUUUCUUCAACGCCGCCAGCGCUAAGAUAGCCCCCACCAUACAGGUCUGGAUGUCGAUUUCGUGUUCCCGAGAUUACGUAGCAAAAGCAGCUCCUUAAAACAGUCAACAGCCAACCUGUUUUGAGCUCCACCACCACUCCGGUUUAUGUUGUUCUGUUAGAAAGGGCUGAAACCGAUCGGGUGGUGUGAAGGAGAAGAAGCAAAACCAGCGGGAUAAUUGAUGGUAGUGGUUAGAUGGACUCUGUCGGUUUUGGGGCGCCGUGGUGACCGUCUUUGAAUGGUUUUGGUUCGGCACGAUACUGGUAGAUGAUUGCCAUCUGAUAGUGGUGAGUUAAGCGUUUAUCUCAAUACGAAGUGGACUGUAGCAUACCACAAGCGCCAGGUCAGAUCAAUAGCGGCAACACUAGAAUUCCAGGGUGCCAGAAAACAUCUAUCCCAAUUCGUUCCUUACGGUGCAUUCGACGAUUACAAUUCGAUAUUGUUACAAUUCGAUUGCUCGACAAAAUGGAAACUAAUUUAGUGCGCGUACUUGAGGGACAAUAUCUGGACGAGCUGACCAGUGAACUGUGCGACUUUACGUUGGAGGAACAGAACGCUGCUACGGAAGCGCAAGGCGUUAAACCGCUGGCCGCAUCAGACUACGUACCAAUCGUCGGGAAGACGGUCACGUACGUCGUGGCCUGUGUGAUCGUGAACGAUGCCAACGAGGUGCUGAUGAUGCAAGAGGCAAAGGAAUCGUGCGCCGGCAAGUGGUAUCUACCAGCAGGACGCAUGGAACCGGGCGAAACGAUUAUGGAAGCAGGUGCCCGUGAAGUACUGGAAGAGACUGGCCUGAAAGUGGAAAUAACAACGCUCCUGGCUGUGGAAACGGCCGGUGGUUCUUGGUUUCGCUUCGUCCUGACGGGCAACGUGAUUGGGGGUGAGCUGAAAACUCCAUCCCAGGCGGAUCAAGAGUCGAUUCAGGCGAAGUGGUGCCAAAACCUGAACGAAUUGUCCCUGCGCGCCAACGACAUUCUGCCCAUAGUGGAGCUGGCCAGAAACUAUCGCGUACGCUCCCCGAAAGAUCCAAACUGGCAUCGUGAAAUACUACCAGCGCGGAAGGCCCACUAUAAGAACUACCUUCGGGUGGUGGUAGCCAUCAAGAACAAGAGCACUAAUCAAGUGUAUGUGCUGCUAAGCGAGAAAACGGCCUAUCACUUCCCGACGGUAGAAAUCCAUCCCGGCCGUAGUAUUCACUCGACGCUGAAAAAGUUCAUGAUUGAGCUAUUCGGUGCGGAUCUUCCUCAGCAUCGUCCACACGGGGUACUGAGCGUGGAGCAUCAUACGAGUGGUACACAGGCAAACCCAACCGAUGGGAUGUGUCUUACGGUGCUGGUGAUCUGUAGGCCGUCGAUUGAAUCAGUAUCGCUGAUCGGGAAAUGUAUCUGGCACGAGCUGAGCAAAGACCUAAGUGCUCGGCUUGCGAUGGCAGUAGCAGGAAAGAAUGCGACUUUCCAGCUGCAUGUCGUGCGAUAGCUGUUGGUCGUGGUGGUUUUAAGUGUUUUUUUUUAUAGGGUUUAAGCUAUACACACAAGGAAACCUUUAAUACUCUCUUUUUGUUCAUUAUAUUCUAAGUUGCAUAGUCAGUUAAAUGUUUUGAAGUCUUACAUUGUUCGAAUCGAAAAGCAUUUUUACUUUUUGUAUAGCAUUAGAAGAACCAAACAUAAUAUACCGGUAUGAAUUCUGAAACCAUACGGAUAUCAAGCCAACAUUUAACCAUAAAGCCUCACAAACACGGUGCAAACGGUUGUUUUACGAUAAGUCACGAGUUUGUAACGUCUCAAUCUGGACAGGUUACAAAAUAAAGCGUGCUGU